GAAGCAGCUCGAGGCGGCGCAGGAGAGGGUCAAUGCCGCUGCCGGGGUCUUCGAGCAGGCCAAGGCAGCCCACGCGGCGGAGAUCGAGAUCCUCCAGCGUCACAAAGACUCCCUCGCGGAGCUCGACAAGUACGUCAAGGCCGCGCAGGCCAAGACGGUCAUCCCCGACAUCGGGAUCCAGGCUGACGCCGGGGACCCAGCGUCGGAUCUGCAAUGGCUCGAAAUGUUCAGCCUGUUCUUGGGCAAAGGCGCGGGGCGCUUCGGGUUCGACGUCACUGAGCUCAAGACCCAGGCCGCUGCCAAGGUCACCGAGGUUAAGGCGAAGAUCCCAGAACCUCGGGUGCCAGCAGGCGCGCAGGCUGCUGGUGGCGCCGUGUCUGGCGCUGCUGGCUCUGGCGGGCCUCCUCCUCCUCAGCCGGGUGCUCCUGCUGAUGCCAUGGACUGGGACGCUGAGGACCCUGACCUGGUCGAGCACCUCAAGAGCUCCGGCGUGGACACCACCGACCCCGCUCGCGUCAAGCGCUUCAUGGAAGGCUUCCAGAAAGUGGCCAAGAAGCAGCGGGUUUGA
Prorocentrum cordatum is the source of this 568-nucleotide messenger RNA. The record is from the annotation of a GenBank genome assembly. Lineage: Eukaryota; Dinophyceae; Prorocentrales; Prorocentraceae.